Messenger RNA from Prosopis cineraria, 1521 nucleotides. Its product is annotated as biotin carboxyl carrier protein of acetyl-CoA carboxylase, chloroplastic-like. The record is from RefSeq and is a predicted model, not a curated record. Gene Ontology annotation, cellular component: acetyl-CoA carboxylase complex. Gene Ontology annotation, molecular function: acetyl-CoA carboxylase activity. Lineage: Eukaryota; Viridiplantae; Streptophyta; Magnoliopsida; Fabales; Fabaceae. Gene Ontology annotation, biological process: fatty acid biosynthetic process. The coding region runs from base 263 to 1120 and encodes 285 amino acids. The transcript has 7 exons.
UAAACUAGUGACGUUGAAAGAUAGCUAUAUUCACUCACUGCUACAUUGGAAUCAUCGACACUGUUUAGUUAGCCUCUAUAGCUUACGCUUGUUCUUCAUCCUCCUCCUUCUUCGUAUUCUACAUCACUCUUCCUCUUCUCUUCGAUCUCAUCGCCUCCUUCUUUAUUAUUUUCGCCUCUUUCUUCAUUCCUUUGCAGAGAUCAGCUACCCAUUUUGAGCUGAGGACAACGAGGAAGCAGGUUCGCGGGUUGGCUUCGUUCCAAUGGCCUCGUUUACUGUCCCCUGCCCCAAAUGUGUUUCUCCUCUCCAUCUAGGAUUCGGCUGGCAGAAUCCGCAGCGCGGCAAGCAGAUUCUGUCGUUUCAGAAUGGGUUGAGCUUGAAGCCGUGCCAAUCUGAUCCAGCGUUAUUUGGGACUCGGAGCCUUAACAAAAAGCAAUUUUCUUCCUUGAGGUUUCAAGCGCAGCCGAAUGAGGCUACUGCUGUCAAAGAUCCUUCAAACUCUGCACCCAUACUUAACACCGGAUCUGAAGUUGCAUCAUCACAAGAGAAAGAUGAUGGGAAACUCUCUGAUCCAAGCACUUCUGUGGAUGCAGCUUCAAUUUCUGCAUUCAUGAAUCAAGUAUCUAAUCUUGUCAAGCUUGUGGAUUCCAGAGAUAUUGUGGAGUUGCAACUUAAGCAAUCAGACUAUGAGCUCUUGAUAAGGAAAAAGGAAGCUUUGCAGCCUCCACCAACCACAGCAGUAGCUCCCGUGCCAGCAUCUUUACCUUAUCCCACUCUUCCUUCUCCAUCCCCAGUACCAGUUGCUGCUCCUGCUCCUGCAAGCCCUCCACCUUCAAAAGCAGCGCCUGCCUCACCUUCACCAGGGAAAGCAAGUACCUCAUCUCAUCCACCACUGAAGAGUCCAAUGGCUGGAACCUUUUAUCGAAGUGCAGCACCUGGUGAACCACCAUUUGUCAAGGUGGGAGAUAAAGUGCAGAAAGGCCAGGUCUUAUGCAUUAUUGAGGCUAUGAAACUGAUGAAUGAGAUUGAAGCUGAUCAAUCAGGCACCAUAGUCGAGAUACUCUUGGAAGAUGGGAAAUCAGUCAGCGUAGAUUCGCCUCUUUUUGUAAUUGCACCAUGAGUACGAGGAGGAACUUUCUUCAAAGUUGGGCAACCCUCUUUGUUGGGUAAAAUGAGGAUUCACAGAAUUUUUUAUGAUUACCUUUGCUGUGUAACUCAAUCUUCUUCUGUUAGUCUCGUUUACAAAAUCCAUGCUUCUUUACCUUUUUCUAUUUAUUUUAUAUGAAGUUUUAUUCAUGAAGUCUUCACCAUGUUGAAAUGAAUACUGGAAAGAGUUGCAGCUUUAAAUAGUUUGGUGCUAUGGUAAAGCUGUUGACUAUUUUGCCAUCCGCUGACUGCUGCUAUAUGAGCAUCUUUCUGCAGCUGAGAGAUGGAAUUGUACUCAAAAUAAUGUUUGUUUUAUAAUUGAGCAUAUCUCACUGUUGAUAUCAAUAUCAAACACCCAAAGUUAUUAUUUAUUUA